AGACAUGUGGCCCAGUUAAAGCACGCUGCUGUUCAUGUGGAGAGGAGUUGUUUGCGAAGGCCGGCGUUUAAUAAGUGAAGGAGCUUCACAGGCGUCUCCUUCCACAGAAGAGCUGGAAUCCCUGCUGAAGGUUUGCACUGAAGUGAGGAGCACUCUGACCCAGCGCUCACUCUUUCUCACUCUCCAGGAAUCACCCGGCUUCAUCCACAGAUCAUAGUGAUCAUGCAUGCUGACUGCUCCUACCUCUUCCUGGCUGUCCUCCUGUGGGCGACUCCAUGCUGUAGAGCAGCCGUAUCUCCCUCCAGCAGCGCUGAGCUCACGUUCCUCAGCUCCUCAGCAGGUCUGGAGCUGGAGAACGGGCUGAGGAACAGCAGCCGAGCCGCCGGCAGCCGGAGGAAGCGCUACGUUUCCUCCAGAGACAUGACGGCACUGCUGGAGUACCACAACCGGGUCCGCUCCCAGGUCUUCCCACCCGCAGCCAACAUGGAGUACAUGGUGUGGGACGAGAGGCUUGCUAAAUCUGCUGAGUCGUGGGCCUCUCAGUGUAUAUGGGACCACGGGCCUUCCCACGUAAUGAAAUAUAUGGGCCAGAACCUGUCCAUCAGCUCUGGAAGGUACAGGUCAGUUAUUGAGCUGGUGAGGUCGUGGCACGAUGAGAAAAACUCCUUCUCCUAUCCCAACAGAUGCACUGGCUCCGUCUGUUCCCACUACACUCAGAUGGUGUGGGCGAGCACCAAUAGGAUUGGGUGUGCCAUCAACAGGUGUUCAAACAUGUACGUGUUCGGGAGCACAUGGAAACAGGCCACCUUGCUGGUCUGCAACUACUCCAUCAAGGGGAACUGGGUGGGAGAAGCUCCGUAUAAAACAGGAAAGCCAUGCUCCGCCUGCCCUUCGGUUUACGGAGGAUCGUGCAACAAGAACCAGUGCUCCACAUCAAAACGCAGGAGAAACUGGUUUUAGUAUCAGAACUAGGACUGAAUUCUGACUUUAAAGCACAUUUAUGGCGUCACAUUAAUGCUAAAAGUCGGGAGGCGCAAAAAUACCAAGUGAAAAAACACAACAACUGUAAGAGUGUAUUGACAGUACACAGCAGAAUCAGCCAGCAGACUUCUUCUGAAGGAGGAAUCUUUACCUACAGCCCAUGAGGAUAACUGUGAAGUUUAUUUAGAUUCCGACUCAUUCAGUGUGCUGUGGUAUCCCAGUACCAAUCGUCCUGAAAUAAAUACAGGACUCUUGCUAUUGUCUUGAAAAGACCAUAUAGCAGUGUUUCUGGAAUUUCCAGAAGCAUCUUAAUAACUAUAGCAUCAAACAUAAUUAUAAUUAAAUUUAAUCUCUUUUUAAAUGCUUUUGCAUUUCAAUUGGCUCUCGAUCCACCAUUUCUAUCAUUUUGGAUGAGAACCUCAGACAGUACACAACAGGAUCAGCCAGCAGACUUCUUCUGAAGGAGGGAUCUUUACCUACUGUCUGCGAGGACAAUUGUGAAUUCCACCUCGUUCAGUGUGCUGUGGUAUCCCAGUUUCUAUUAUCCUUAAAUGAAUACAGGGCUCUUAUAAUGUAAAGACCAUAUAGCAGUUUUUCUGCAAUUUCUAGAAGCAUCUUAUAUAACUAUAGCAUCAAGCGUAAUUAUAAUUAAAUGGGACCGUAAUGCACUUCUUAAAUGCUUAAAUCACUUUUUAAAUGCUUUUUUAUUUCCAAUUUGGUCUCGAUCCACCAUUUUUGUCAUUUUGGUUCAGAAUCUUAGACAAUACACAGCAGGAUCAGUCAGCAGACUUCUUCUGAAGGAGGGAUCUUUACCUACUGUCUGUUGAAAGUCAGUUGAGCAGAUGAGGAUGAGGCACUUUUAGAGGAAAAAAACCACCAAAGAAGAAAAAAAAAGGAAGCUUGAGAGAAAUAUUUUUUUCAUUUCGCCCGUAAGAAGUAAAUUUACACACUCAAAUGUCUUUUUUCACCUGUUUUUUUACACCUCAGGCUUUUGACAUUGAUGUGGCGCCAUACACAUUCUCGAUGUAGUACCACUAUAUCCUCAGCUAGUUAGUCUGUGUACAAUAAUGUGUUGUCCUUUCCCUUUUCUACUUCUAUUUAAAACCUUUUUAAUACAUUCUGAAACCGAUAAACUGGUGCUUUUUUGUCCUGCUGCCUGUAAAAAUGGACACACCAUCAUUCCUCAGUACCAUCUGUUUCUGGUCCAGUCUGAGUCUAAAGCAGUCAGUCUUCCUGCUCUUUAUUGUUUCUUGUCCUUUCCCUGCACUGUUUGCACUGUUUUGUAUGUUUGCCGUAAGAGUGGCGUUGCGGUGAGGUUUGUGUUGAGAGUUAAGCACUUUUAUGGUUUGUGUACACCCAAUAAAGUUUCUUUCUUUAGA
Messenger RNA from Astyanax mexicanus (Mexican tetra), 2360 nucleotides. RefSeq names its product R3H domain containing-like (gene r3hdml). The record is from RefSeq and is a predicted model, not a curated record. The transcript is spliced from 6 exons. Bases 223 to 960 code for a protein of 245 amino acids. Lineage: Eukaryota; Metazoa; Chordata; Actinopteri; Characiformes; Acestrorhamphidae.